CACGAACAUGAUCCGACCGACCGACGCCCUCUCAUGCCCGCCACUACGCACCACCGUCCACCCGCAAUGGUCAAUCCGCCAUUUCUUUUAAGCCCAGGAUGAUCUCAAGCAGCUCACCGUACCAAGCGAGGUCCGAGGUCGUCCAUCACAUACUCCCAGCUCCCGUAGCCGUCCGGCCAUGCAGUCCGGCGAGCAGGCGCCCGAGCCCGAGCCCGCCGCCGUGAGGGAAGCAGCAGCACCCCCGGUGGUAGUGGCGCCAGAGCCUACUGCCCUUGUCGGCGACGAGGCAGCCGAAGCGGCGGCGGGGGAGGCGCCACGCGUUCAUGAAGCAGAGGCCUCCUCGCCGGUGGAUGGAGGCGCCGGCGGUAAUAAGAGCCCGAGCCCGGCCCCGGUGUCGCCGUCCGCGGUGAAGGAGCGGCAGAUCCCCGUGGACCCGGCAUCGCUGCGCCGCCUGGGCAUGGUGGCGGACGAGGACUCGCCGCUCUCGGCGCCGUCCGUGCUCACGGAGGUGGUGGUGCGGUCGUCCCCGCUCCUGCCGCCGCUCCGCUGCCCCACGUUCGUCGGCGCCAGCCUACCGUGCUCCGCCACCUCCUCACCGGUGCGCGGCGCCGGCGGCGCCAAGUGGGAGCUGGAGCCGCAGCAGCCCGCUGCCGCCCACAGCCCGACCUCCGCGCUGCGCUCCCUCGCGCGGCAGCACUCCGCCGCGCUCGCCAGGCUCGUCGCCGCCGCGCCGUCCACGCUGUCGAGGUCCGCGUCGCGCGCCGAGGGGAGGACCAUGGCACGGCACGACGACGUGGAGCCCGGAACGCCGGAGAAGCUGCUCGCCGACGAGGACGGCUUCACGUGCGGCGCGCUGUGCAUGUUCAUCCCCGGCUUCUCCAGGAAGAAGCAGCCCGCCUUCGCCGCCGCCACCGCCGGCAGGGCCGUGUCGGGCAUGCAGAGGCAACCGUCGGGCUUGCGGCCUCGCCGCAGCAGCGCGUCACGGGUGGCGUCACUGGAGCGGUUCGAGUGCGGGUCGUGGAGCCCUCCUCCUCCGCCGCCGCCGCCGCCCGCGGCCGCGCGGCACGACGCGGCCGAGUGCCUCGCGACGGAGGUGGCCAAGACAAGCUGCGCCAACGCGGACGACGACGCGGAGGCGCCUGUCAAGAUGGCGUUUGUGUUCGACGGCGAGCCCCCCGCGGCAACGAGGGGGAUACUGAAGAACUCGGCGUCGUCGCGGCUGGAGUCGGCCAGGCCCUCAACGUCGUCGCAGCGACACGUGAGGUUCUCGACAGCGGUGGCGGCGGACGCUGCUGCGUCGGCGUCGUGCCCGACGUCGCCGUGCAUCACGCCGCGCUUGGCGAGGGCCAGGGCGGAGUUCAACGCGUUCCCGGAGGCGCAGAGGGCGUAGCUGCCGCCUGCCGGAGCGUUUCGUCUCGGUGGAUGCAUGGAGCGUUUCCCCUGCUUCAAUUUCGUUUCUCUUCCCCUGUGCAGGGGAUUAAAAUGUGUACAGCGAGCGAAUGAACUUGUUAUCUGAACCGGGAACCGAUUAAUCGGAUAAGAUGAUAU
Messenger RNA from Panicum virgatum (switchgrass), 1548 nucleotides. RefSeq lists its product as uncharacterized. The transcript has a single exon. The coding region runs from base 179 to 1390 and encodes 403 amino acids. Gene Ontology annotation, biological process: photosystem I assembly; response to photooxidative stress. Lineage: Eukaryota; Viridiplantae; Streptophyta; Magnoliopsida; Poales; Poaceae. Gene Ontology annotation, cellular component: chloroplast thylakoid membrane. The record is from RefSeq and is a predicted model, not a curated record.